This is a messenger RNA of Colletotrichum higginsianum IMI 349063, 822 nucleotides long. RefSeq lists its product as uncharacterized. Lineage: Eukaryota; Fungi; Ascomycota; Sordariomycetes; Glomerellales; Glomerellaceae. Bases 1 to 822 code for a protein of 273 amino acids. The transcript is spliced from 3 exons. The record is from RefSeq and is a predicted model, not a curated record.
AUGUCCCUCAUCCGCCUCAUCAUACGCACCGCGCCGCCGACAACACAGUCCAUCCCCUCCCUACGGCUAUUCACGCUCCGUCCUCUACUCCGAAAAUCUCUUCAACCCCGUCAGCCAUGUAGUCCGAGGCGGCCUUUCGCCUCCGCCGCCCCGAAUCCCGCCCCCCGGACCGCAACAUCAAACCCGACCGGCGCCGGGGGCUCUGCCCGGACCGGAAACCCUCGCACCGGCCGCACAGCCUUCCUAGCUUUUUGGAAGAUCACGAGUGUCUUCUCGUGCGCCUUUUUCUGCCUCGUCGCCGCGCCCAGCUACAUCCGCGCCGAGGACAAGACCCUCGUACAGGCAACAGGAUUGGCCGCCUGCGGCAUCAUCCCCCUCCUCUUCGUCGCCUACACCUCGGCCCCCUUCGUUACCUACAUCUAUCUCCGUCUGCCCCCCUACGCACGGCAGUCCCGCGCCCUCCUCGAACGCUACGUCCGCACUCUCCCGCCGACGGCCCAGCUCGAGAUUGGCACCAUGGGCCUCGCCACGCGGCCCCGAACGACCCUCGUCACGGCCGCCGACCUCCGCCCCGUCACGUCGGGAGCCGCGGGGGGGAGCCUCGCAGCGCGUCUCGGCCUCGUCACGCACGUCCGCGACGUCUCCGCGCUCACGGCGAAGCGUAAGUGGCACCACUACCGUCCCGUGAGUCAGUUCGGCAUCCGCGAAGACAUCGCGACCUCCGGCGGUGGCAGCAAGAGCAGCGGCAAGGGCGCCAGCUACGGCGUAAAGGAUGGCUGGGUCUGGACCAUUGUCCGCGAGUCGUUGGGUAAGCGCAAGUAA